UAAAAAUGGCAACUGGAGGUAGUAGUUUUAUAAGCAAACCAGCCAGAGGUUGGUUACACCCUGAUCAUUUAGUCAGUAAAGAAGGAAUUACUUAUACAGUGAAGUACAUAGGAUGUUUAGAAGUAUUCACAUCCAUGAAAAGUUUAGACUUUGAAACAAGAUCAUGUAUUGCCAAAGAAUGUAUAAACAGAGUUUGCGAAGCAGCCGGAUUGAAGUCUGCAGAUAAGAAACGAAGGGUGGAUAGAAGAGUGUUAAGAGCAAUAGCAGACAAGCCACGCAUGGAACAUACAGGUGCUACUAUAAAUUUGACUAUUAGCAGUUGCAGUUUAGCCUUGACUAAUAUAGAAACUGGACACAUUAUUGCCAAACAUGAAAUGCCACGAAUAUCUUUUGCCUCAGGUGGAGAUACGGAAAUACUAGACUUUGUUGCAUAUGUUGCGAAAAACAUGCAAGAAUGGCGUGCUUGUUAUGUAUUAGAAUGCGGAGGUGGACUGGCACAAGAUGUUAUAUCCACUAUUGGACAAUCUUUUGAAUUACGAUUUAAAGAAUUUCUUACAAAACCAGCCUCAUUACAUCCUAUGUUAAAUGGCAUGCGAGAAGCGGAUAGAGAUUAUUACAAUGAUCUUCCAGGCAAAGUGCCACCAGACAUUGGUCCUCCACCAGUACCACCUUUGCCAACUGCAGCAUCAACAUUACCCAAUCUAAAGCAUCAUCAUUCUGGGCAUAAUAACAUAUCGCGAAGCAAUGCACAGAAUUCUAUUUUGCAUGACUCAUUCUCUUCUAAUUCUGACAGACAUCAUCAACAAUGGGCAGAAACCGGUAAUUUAAUUGACUUAAAUUCUGAUGGGACAACCACUUCGAAUUUUAAUAUACCCCCUGAACACAAUUAUGUAAACGACAGUGUAAUAGCAGCAAGCAGAGAAAGUCAUCGUGAUCAAACAUCACUUUUUGAUGUAUUUGAUAUGCAACCAUUCAGUUCUGCAAUCUCGGAUAUGAAUAGAUUGAGUCCACAUUCUCAAAAGCAACAAUUAAAACAAGAAAUAUGGUUCCAUGGUAGUGUUAGUCGUGCUGAAGCAGAAUCCAUGCUUACAAGAGAUGGUGAUUUUCUGGUUCGAGAAUCUCAAGGUUCGCCCGGUCAGUAUGUUCUUACUGGUAUGAAUAAUGGUACACCAAAACAUUUACUGUUAAUUGAUCCAGAAGGUGUGGUCCGCACAAAAGAUCGUGUCUUUGAUAGUGUAAGUCAUUUAGUUAAUCAUCAUUGCGACAAUGUAUUACCAAUUAUAUCAGCGGACAGCGUUUUAGUACUUCGAUAUCCAAUUCCUAGACGUACGAACAAUUGA
Messenger RNA from Dufourea novaeangliae, 1340 nucleotides. RefSeq names its product SHC-transforming protein 1 (gene Shc). Gene Ontology annotation, cellular component: plasma membrane. Gene Ontology annotation, molecular function: receptor tyrosine kinase binding. The transcript has 10 exons. Gene Ontology annotation, biological process: intracellular signal transduction; cell surface receptor protein tyrosine kinase signaling pathway. The record is from RefSeq and is a predicted model, not a curated record. Bases 6 to 1340 code for a protein of 444 amino acids. Lineage: Eukaryota; Metazoa; Arthropoda; Insecta; Hymenoptera; Halictidae.